This is a messenger RNA of Ciona intestinalis (vase tunicate), 5043 nucleotides long. RefSeq lists its product as uncharacterized. NCBI's taxonomy places the organism in Eukaryota, Metazoa, Chordata, Ascidiacea, Phlebobranchia, Cionidae. The record is from RefSeq and is a predicted model, not a curated record. Gene Ontology annotation, biological process: regulation of gene expression. Gene Ontology annotation, cellular component: super elongation complex; nucleus.
AGAUUUCAAUUUUAUGAAAAUAGCAAUCAUGGGCCAAAAUUAGUGAAAUUGCGUUUAGACUUCUGAUCAAUUCUAUCAAAAGUCCUUAAAAUGACAUUGUGUGAAACCAAGUGAACUAUUCUGUUUAUGAGUUUUCUUCGUGUAGAAGAGGCUGCCUACCACCAGCCUGACAAAGCCAGCUCAACAUAAAAUGGCACACACAAGUGGUUCAUCUGCUAUUCAUGCAGAUCGCCGCAGAGAGCGCAUGCGUCGUGGCGAGCUUGCUGCCCAACCAGAGGAGGAUAUUCCGUCAUUUCCUUCGGAGCCACGAAGGAUAACUGCUGAGAGGCAGGAUUCGCUGACGAACCGCAUCGAACACGUGCUCGGUGAUAUGAAUGAGGUCCAGAAACAUUUGGGAAGUGAACCAAAUAUUUGGCUUGGUACAUCUAGAAACCAACAGAAUCUGUCAAGGUCACAGACUUAUCGAAAUCAAGGGCCACAAAACCAUUCAUCUCGUUCUAAACCGCAAUCAAAUUCAUCUGUGUAUUCGCCAGGUCAAGAAAAAUCUCAAAUUGGCUCCAAAAGACGCGAUGAGUCAAGUCAGCAAAACAAUUUCUACCCAAAAUACCAAUCCUCUAAUUUGAGUCGACACAACCAUAACAACAAUACAUCAGAUCGUAUUAGUUCAACUCCUCUGCCAGAUCACAAGGGCCGUUCAAAGUCACCAAGAAAUGGUAUUACUGAGCAGGCUCACAACAGAGAGCGCUUACAAAGUGUGGAUAUGCCAGUGGCUGUGGAGAACAUAUUUAAGGAGAUGCUUCAAAUGAAUGAACCACUCAGCGAAAUUCAAACUCCAAACAUUGGUCAGGAAUUUAACUUUGUCAAAUCAGAGACCAAAAUCAAAGAAGAGCCUAAAGAAAAAUCCCAUGCUGUUCGGCCAGAUCUGGAAGACAAUGCUGCUACUAUGAGUAGCAGUGAUGAGAACAGCAGCGAUGAGUCUGACGAAGAGUCAGACGAUAGUGAUGCAGAGGAGGGGACUAACAAGUGGGUCCUCAGCGGGUAUCUUGAUGACUCAGCAGCUGCCAAUGAUUCGGUGACUGAGCAAAAACCUGAAGCUGCCAAGCAGAAAAACGCCGAAAGUUCACACUCUUCUACGAGAAAAGCUGUCACAAGGGGACGCCCUAGUGAGCGGAAAAACUCGGUAGACACAAAAACUCGAAAUUCUUCAUCUAGGAGUUCUUCAGUAAAAGGUAAAACGGACGACAAGUCCAGUGAACGUUCAAAAUCUGCUAGCAAAGGUCGGUUGGGUUCAUCGCACAGAUCUUCCCCUGUGAGGUCACAAUCAUUGCAACGACCAACAAAACCAUCGUCAAAAGCUGUGCAGGACGUAAAACGUAACAACAACAAACAAAGUCCUCUUUCUGAGAGGAAGAGUCCUGUUCCCAAACCUCAGAGCAAUGAACAAUCAGCGAACAGGAAUUGCAACAAUUCCAUGCUGUUCAGUGUCAGCAACGAAACUUCCAGCCAGACACCCAGUGACCAGAGACAUCGAGUUGGACAAAAAUCUCCGAUGACGGCGAUAAAAAAUCAUGGCCGCAUCGCUGAGAAAAAACAUCGGGGCGUUUCCCCAUCCUCACAGUCUUCAUCAGACUCCAGUUGUUCCGGAUCGGAAGAUGAAAAAUCUCCGACCCGAUGGAACAGCUUCCGCGAGCGCUCUAAUUCUAGUUCUUCCAACAAACCAUCCGUCCAUAGUAAAAAGCAAAACAACUCAAAAUCUUCAAUUGACCGUAGGUCCGCCCCAAGUGCCCUUGCCAAGCCGGACAUGGAUCGUCGAAAACCUCCGAAACCGGAUCAGUCAAACCUUCGACCUCCGAUCUCCCAACACGAUGUGAAACACCGCCAUCCUAGAUCCAACGAGUCAACUCCUACAUCGCAGGAAACGAGGGAAGGUUCAGUUGCCAAACAACCAAACCCACAAUCGAGACCAAAAUCAAAGAAGUCUUCCAAACAAAGACGCAGUGUUUCAUCUCCCGUUACCAAUGAGCCAAAGCCAUCAAGUUUCCCUUCAUUAUGGGUGAGGAUACUUCCAUCUUCAAGCAAUGACCCAGAAGAAUCUUACCCUGACACCCACGCACCAAUGGACACUUUCCAACCUGAGCCACGCCCCCGAUCAUCCACCAAUCGCACGGCAGCUGUAUCUACAGGCAGUGAGACAGAAAAGCCAUUACAAAGAGCAAAAAAUGUCCAGGUUGCUGUUGCUGCCAGCUCAAGCGACUGGUCACCCCGUACAGCAAUGAACAAACGAAAACACAAUCAGCCUUACGAUUCCACUUCAGUUGCGGACCAGAAAUCAAAACGAAGAAAACAAGAAACCCCAUCACCAACCAACAGCCAGGGUCGACAACCAACACACAGCAUUGCAGCAAGCGAAAGCUCCCAACAUUCACGUAAAGAAAACUUUCAAUGGAAGGAUAGAAGGAAAGGUUCCAGGUCACCACAUAAUCCAAGCUGGAACCAGGAACCAACUUACAACCAAAACCAACCAUCCAGUUACCACGAACCAGCAAACAAUAUACGACCACCCCAAGUCAAGCUGGAAACCUGCCAAAGCACUUCCCAUUCUGCUUCAGCUGGUGUUGCUUCUAUUGUUUCAGAACCUGAUUCGAGUUGGCCUGAACAAGAAAAGUUGCUGAAGUCGGAUCAAUACAUGCGUGAGGGUAAGAGACUUAAGCAUGAGGGAGAUGCUUUCACUGACUCAAGGACUGGUCGUACAAGAGUGGGAGAAUCGCUGAGUCGGGCUCUCGUUUAUUACGAUGCAGCUUUGUGUUUCAUCAUGAAUGGCUAUACCCUGGAACUCGAAAACGGAAAUGAUCGUAAUGAAAGUGGUUCUUCCCACUCACCCACUAGUAUGUAUCAUCAAACCAUUUCACUUAUGGAUUACAUUCGAAAGAUGAGACCACACGAUGACACUGAAGAACUCGCAUUUAAACGACUUAAUUUAUCAUGCAUUCGUUCUCAAGCCCUUUUAUUCUUACGUAUUUACAAGUUAAAGAAAGAUAUUGCAAACAAAUAUUCUGAGAUUUUAAACGACCAGUUCAAGCAAACUGGUAAUAAAUCGAACCGUACCCCAUCACCAUGGCACAAUGUAAGUGGACAGAAUGUUGUUUCUCCCAUGUCACCUGCCGUACCUUCACCUUAUGGCAUCACAAUACCUGGACCUUCCCCAGUGGCUGGAUCAACCAAUUACGAGCCUGUGUCAAGCUCCACCCAGGUAAGCAAGAUGACUUCCCCUCCAACUUCCAGCACGAUCUCAGUUGCCCCAAAGCUCUAUGACAUCAUAAAGCAUUACCACUCGAUCACCAGAAGCCUGAUGCUUGCCCACGAGAAGUGGGAGCAAGCGGAAGCUCUUCAAAAGGAGCAAGUGCUCUCUGGAGGUGGCACCGAUUUUUUCCGCAAUGUUGAAACUCUAUGUGGUCGCACACUGAUGUUGCACAGCUCACUUCGAGAUCUAGUCACUUAUAACAAGGUUGUUUUGCAUCAACUUCGAGCCAUCAAGUCACCACACGAUUAAGGCCACUGUGAUAUCACAAUCAGUAUUUAUUUUACACAAUCAAAGAUCUAUUGUUACAACAUAAUGAGCUUCAUUACUUGGCCUUUUCUUCUGUUUCCCUUUUCCAACUGGCCUCCCAUUAUUCCAUACAUUGGUAAAAAUUGCGCAACACUGGAGUGCACUCAACUUCAUAUAUAAUUAAUUCCCAAGUUCUUUCACUUUUGAGGUAGUACCAGAGAAAUUACGGUACCAACUGCACUUUAAUAAGUUGGAACAACACCGAAUCCAAGCCAGUGUUAAUCUGCCUGUGACCACAGGGAGUUUUCUUUUCCUUAAAUUCCUCUGCAGAUGACUUGAAAUUGAACUGGAACCCAUUUUGUUGCAAAAAAGGACUUUCCCUGUUGAACAAGCUUCAAUAGCAGAGGUUUCUUUGAAAAAGUUCAAACUUUCUUCCCGUUUCCUGGUCGCGGCCCUUGUUUCUCUUUCCAGCCCGUCUUGGGGCAUUUCUUAUCAUGUCCGUAUCUUUUCUGAGAAAAGAAGAAAAAAAUCAAAACAAAAAAGCAGAAGAAUAUAUAUGUUGGAACCGCUUGUUACAGAUGUGUCUUCUGUUCUGCACUUGUUGCUCAGUGCAUGAGGAUAUAUUGUAAGGAAUACAGAUUUAUAUACGGGUGCUUCUCUAUUUCUCUUCUUUGUUCCUAGCCCCGUAGUUACUUUCGAAAAUCUUCCCAUUAGUUUCCAUGGAGAUGUGUUGGUUGCCAUGGUGAUGCAGUGGAUUUUUGUUGGUGCUUGGGUUCACCUGUUAAAAAAUACUGAUGGACAAAAAAAUAACUUAUUACCGUUUUGUGUCUUAUGCAAACUUGCUGCUCUUGGAAAAACUUGGAACACUAAAUGCAAGAACAGUAUGCUUAUACCUUACUAUUCUAAGCAAUACCUGUUGGCAGUAGAGCUCACAUAGUCCAAGUUUGCAACAGCUUUUAUGUAAUGUUAAACUGAGGACGAUUUCUGUAUCCUUAUACUGAAGGAUAUGUAAUAUGCAAUUCCUUCAUUUCCUAUUCCAUAAUAAUAUGGUAUGCAAAUCCAAAUAAUUAUUGACAAAUGCAUUUGGUUAGGGGUUAGUAAUUUUAUCAUUUUAAAAACUGUUUUACUAGAAAUAUAUCCUGUAGGUGCAUUUGCAGAUUGCAGUACAUGUUGAAUUAAGACCACACCUUCACAAUUUGCCAACCUUUUAAAUACUUUAGAACAAGAUUUUAAUCCUUACCGUUUUAGUGCGGCCAGCAGACAUGUCUUAGUUUAAAUUUUGAAAAUUAUAAUUUCCGCCAAUUCCGUUCCAACUUACUUCGUUUUCCAUCAUCGUGUUUUGUUUCAAUUCUGCUUUCAUGUUACAUGUAUUCUAUUAGCUAUAAACUGGUACUUGGCAGUAAUGGCUGCAAGAACUACUAAACCAUACAUUUUGGCUGUGUUCCGAUUACUGUACUUUCGUAUAUAUUACUUGACAAUAGACACUAAACCCUUAU